Molecule: messenger RNA, 6211 nt
Organism: Miniopterus natalensis
Lineage: Eukaryota; Metazoa; Chordata; Mammalia; Chiroptera; Miniopteridae
Source: RefSeq, a predicted model, not a curated record
UAAGAAGUGAAGGAUGUUAAGCUGAAAGUGGUCUCUUCCUCCAAGCUAUGUCCACUGAUGAGGCUGGGAAAUAGGGAAAUAGGGCCUUGGAGUCAUGCUGGGCCUGCAUGGGCUUUACAUCCCAGCUGUGUGGUCUUGGCAAGUCGGGGGCUUGAGAAAUGUGUGUAUGGUACCUCAUGUUGCACAAGCUAAGUAAGUUCUAAAUAAUGUCACCUGCUCUUACUUAAAAAAUCACUUCAACUACUGUGUAUCUUUGCAGUGCCUCUGAACAAAGAAGUUACCAGAAAAGUAGGAGAAAGACUCUAGGAUCAAGAGCUAAACUGCUUUUUAAGUGCUUGAGCUUGGGUAAGGUCCCGUGGUAAAGGUUCCAGCUCCAGAGUCAGACAGCGUGGGCUCAUUUACCGACUCUGCCACUCACUGGCUUUGUGAUUGGGGGAUCUAGUGCUGAUCCUUACAAAGUGGAUUCUGGAAGAAGAGAGGAGGAGAAGCCCUAGGGCAGAGCCAAGGCGAUGGAGCUCCCCAACUAUAGCCGGCAGCUGCUGCAACAGCUCUACACACUGUGCAAGGAGCAGCAGUUCUGCGACUGCACCAUUUCCAUUGGAACCAUUUACUUCAGGGCUCACAAACUUGUCCUGGCUGCAGCCAGCCUCCUGUUCAAAACCCUGCUGGACAACACAGACACCAUCUCCAUCGAUGCGUCGGUGGUGAGCCCCGAGGAGUUCGCCCUCCUGUUAGAAAUGAUGUACACUGGCAAACUGCCCGUGGGCAAGCACAACUUCUCCAAAAUCAUCUCUUUAGCCGACAGCCUCCAGAUGUUUGACGUGGCCGUUAGCUGUAAAAAUCUGCUGACGAGCCUUGUAAAUUGCUCUGUCCAGGGGCAGGUGGUGAGGGAUGUCUCCGUGCCGCCCUCAGAGUCACUCAGGAAGGAGGCAGAGAAGCCCGAAGUAGAAGUCCUUUCCUCAGAGGGUGCGGGAGAUUCUCCCCGGGAGGGCUGCGCCCCCGCGAAAGCCCACGUGCAGGAAGCCAUCCCCACGGUUGCACAGGAGAUGAGCGUGGGCCCUUCCCCUGCCCGGGAGCUCCAGGGGGAUGCAGGCGCCCCAGCGGAGACUCCUCACGCAGCUGAAGUUUGUCCUUCCUUCCCUGCCCUACGAGCCUUCAGCGAUGCAAAGGAGGCGAGUGCAGAACCAGAGUAUGAGAAGAAACACUACCAGCUGAAUUUUCUUCUAGAAAAUGAGAAUAUCUUCUCAGACGCACUCUUGGUUACCCAGGAUGUUUUAAAAAAACUAGAGGAAUGUUCAGAAAUUAAAGGUGUACAGAAGGAGACCAUAAUGGGAUGUCUCUUGGGUGCAGAAGGAUGUUCAGCAUUCCAGAGAAUCCUGGAUAAAGUAAGAGACCAGAGCCUGGAUGUUCAGACUGUCGUGUCCCUGUUGAGGCUGCACCAAGAUUCUCAUCCUGCAGUAAAGACAGCACUGUCAGGCGGAAAGCCAGGGGAUGUGGGAGCGGUGUGGCCAAAAGGGAGCACAGAGGAGGGAAAGACCUUGUCUGCUCUGUUGCUAGAACACAAAGAGGACCUGAUCCGGUGUGUAACACAGCUGAGACCUAUUAGGGAGUUCCUGGAAACAGCCAAGGAGGGAUUCCUGCCCAGUGCAGAGAAAAGGGUGAUUCUGAAUUGCUGUGAGGGCGGAACACCCAAGGAGAUGAUAGAAAAUUUGUUGCACAGAAUGUCUGAAGAGAGGACCCUGACUGCGGAGAGUUUGGUAAAACUCCUUCAGGCUGUGAAGACAACUUUCCCGAACUUGGCCCUUCUGCUGGAGAAUUUGCAGAAACUAGCCACUUUGCCGAGCACCGCAGUCCCAGCGAGCCCUGAUCAUUACGGGACUGAGCUAUUGAGGCGGUAUCACGAAAACCUCUCUGAGAUUUUCACAGACAACCAGAUGUUACUAAACAUGAUCCCGCAUGUGAAGAGCUUAGCCCCUGGAGAACGAGAGGUCAUGGAGGAGCUUGUGAAACGUGACUCUGGUUCGGGUGGUUUCAGUUCUCUGAUGUCAGCAGUUCUGGAAAAGCAGACUCUCUCUGCGACAGCCAUGUGGCAACUGCUGCUGCUGGUCCAGGAGACAAAGGCCUGCCCGCUGAGCCCACUCAUGGGGGAAAUUCGCAGGGAGCCUGGAGCUGAUGCUUUCUUCCAGGCAGUGACCACUCCAGAAAGUGCUGCCUUGGGGACCAUCUUGCGGCAUCAUACGUUGAUCCUAGAGGCCAUCCAACACAGGCUUGACCUCAAGAGCUUGACCUCAGACGAAGAGCACCUGGCGGGGACUGUGAAGGAGAUCCUGAGCAUUUCCUCUGAGACACCCAGCCCUGAAGCUUCCCUGAGAGCAGUGCUGAGUAGAGCCAUGGAAAAGUCCAUCUCAGCUAUUGAAAUAUGUCAGCUCCUGUGCAGCGUCCACAGGUCUUCCCCAGGCCUGCAGCCUGUCAUGCAGGAGUUAGCACACACUGGUGUCCUUGCUCAGGAAAACGGAGAGAAGGACAGGUGGAAGGUGAGUAGUAAAUUUCACCUGGAAGCCAAUGACAAAGCAGAUGAAGAGGCAGCAGAGCCCGUGGAAGGAGACUGCCAGCCUGGGAAACAGAGUGACCAAGGAGAGACGAGUUCCCUGCCAGAGCAAGAGAAAGACGCUUCUGCCUCCCCAGACUCUGCCAAGAAGAGCUUCGUCUGUAAGGCCUGCGACAAGAGCUUCCAUUUCUACUGCCGCCUGAAAGUGCACAUGAAGCGCUGCCGGGUGGCCAAGAGCAAACAGGUGCAGUGUAAGGAGUGUAACGAGACCAAGGACUCUAAGAAAGAGCUGGAGACACAUCAGCUGGAGGCCCAUGGAGCGGGCGGAGCGCCCGAAGCCCCCAAGAAGAAGAAGAGGAGACACCCAGUGACAUGUGACCUCUGUGGGAGAGAGUUUGCCCACGCCUCAGGCAUGCAGUACCACAAACUGACUGAGCACUUUGACGAGAAGCCUUUCUCCUGUGAAGAGUGUGGGGCCAAGUUCGCAGCCAAUUCUACCCUAAAGAACCACCUGCGCCUGCACACUGGGGACCGCCCGUUCAUGUGCAAGCACUGCCUCAUGACCUUCACCCAGGCCUCGGCCCUAGCCUACCACACCAAGAAGAAGCACUCAGAGGGAAAAAUGUAUGCGUGCCAGUACUGUGAUGCUGUGUUUGCCCAGUCCAUCGAGCUGUCCCGCCACGUGAGGACCCACACUGGGGACAAGCCUUACGUCUGCAGGGACUGUGGCAAGGGCUUUCGGCAGGCCAAUGGACUCUCUAUCCACCUGCACACCUUUCACAACAUAGAAGAUCCCUAUGACUGCAAGAAGUGCAGGAUGAGCUUCCCCACUCUGCAGGAUCACCGCAAGCACAUCCAUGAGGUGCACUCCAAGGAGUAUCACCCCUGCCCCACGUGUGGGAAGAUCUUCAGCGCCCCCUCCAUGCUGGAGCGGCACAUGGUGACCCACGUUGGAGGGAAGCCCUUCAGCUGUGGGAUCUGCAACAAGGCCUACCAGCAAUUGUCUGGCUUGUGGUACCACAAUCGGACCCACCACCCUGACGUGUUUGCUGCUCAGAACCACCGAUCUUCUAAGUUCUCAUCACUCCAAUGCAGCUCGUGUGACAAAACCUUUUCCAACACCAUUGAACACAAGAAGCACAUCAAAACAGAACAUGCAGAUAUGAAGUUCCAUGAAUGUGACCAGUGUAAGGAGCUCUUCCCCACACAGGCUCUGCUUCAAGUUCACAUCAAGUGCCAACAUUCAGGGUCACAGCCAUUCCGAUGCUUGUACUGUGCGGCCACUUUCCGCUUCCCCGGAGCCCUGCAGCACCACGUCACCACAGAGCACUUCAAACAGUCGGAGAGCACCUUCCCCUGCGAGCUCUGUGGUGAGCUCUUCACAUCCCAGGCCCAGCUGGAGGGUCACCUGGAAUCCGAACACCCAAAGGUGGUGGGCACUGAAACCCAAGCAGCAGCCUCGCAGGUGGUGCAGGUGAUUCAAGCCUCAGAGCCAGCAGCCUCAACAGAGCAGGUGAUCACUUUGGAGGAGACCCAGCUUGCUGGUUCCCAGGUGUUUGUGACGUUGCCAGACUCGCAGGCAUCUCAGACCAGCUCUGAGCUCGUGGCGGUGACCGUAGAGGAUCUGCUGGAUGGUACCGUGACCCUGAUCUGUGGUGAGGCCAAGUGAGUGGUUGCUUAUCUGGUGAAGGCAUUCGAAGCAGAUAGAAGGCCCUUUGCCCUUGGUCCCUGACUGUCCUGAGUGGUGAGCAUCUUAGCCUAGCACCAACCAAAAUGGUCUCACUUGGAAAACAGACUGAAGAAGAGUCGUCGUUCUCAUAGAACCAACAAUGCCUGAGUGAACACUGACCCACAGCCCUCCAUAGCAGGCCGGCCGGCCCACUUCCCAACAGGCCUACUAUGGCCUCCGCAACACUGUCCCUCCCUAAGUGGAGUAUAGCUUCUGAAAUAGAGUCUGAAAGAGCCAUGGGCAGGAGCUGGUGAUCAGGGUAACCAGAGAGCAGUGAGCGGGCAGCCCUCUGUAGAAUGGCAGGCGUGGGACCAUAGUCCACACAGUGGGGCUGCAGAUGUUGUCAGUGCCUUCUGGCCACUUGAAAAUGAGAGAAAAUUACCCAUAGACCAUCCAGGGACCCCCAGUCUCGAGCACACUUGGCUCCUUCCUCACUUCUCUCAUCCUCCCAGCUGUUGGUGGUCACAGGACAGGUAGCAGCGGGUUAACAUGGGCCUCAUUCACACGGGGGGACCCACCUGGUCAGUACAAUCAGCCCUUCUUAAAACGAAGCCUUUGAAGUGUUUCUGCUGGGCAUGCUCAGUGUGAGGCAUCUGGCUGCAAAGCCGGUCUCUGCCCCUCUGGAUCCUCAUGCUGUUCUGUACCUGAAGGCUGGACCCUGCAGCCUUCCCCUGCUGGCCUCGUCCCCUUCCCUAAUCAACGCCUAUACUUCUGCCCGACCUGGAGGCUUUGUCCUCCCUCCGGAGCAUGUAUUAUAGCUAAGUGUCCAGCGCCAGGUGGAGUGGUGACCGUGACCACCCCUGGUUCUGCCUCCUGCCACCGGCUUCCACGCUGGGAGCAUGGCCUGCUGUCUGAGCUCUUCCAGGCUGCCACCGCUACUGCAGGUCAGUGAUCCCUUGGAGUCUGAAUUUCACCAAGCUCCUUUAUUUUCAGUUCCUAACAUGUAAUCUGAUAAUUAAUGGUUUGUGGAGUCCAUUAUGAAGUGCAAUUAGAUGGAUGUAGGUUCCCGCCGUUUGGAGGGAAUGACUAGCAUUUAUCUUCCUUUCCUCUGUGCCAGAAGGUCCUGCUAGUGCAGUGUUUACACAUAGGCGGGCUCCCUGCCACAUCAGGGCUUGCACAAUCCCCGCACACCCACCUGCAGAGGGUAGUGCCCAGCUUCAUCACUGGCCCUCAGCUCUAGGUGGCAGAAGACUAGCCCACCCCUUUCCAAGCACAUUUCACAUGUGCAAGCAGGGAUAAAGGUCGAUUUGGUCACGGGAGGGACUUCUAUUGCCACCACACACUGCUGGAAAGGCAGAAGUGGAUCCUUAGCACUGACCAGUGUGUUCUCAGGCUAGCCAUUCACAGCUGGCCAUUGACUUUGUGCAGGCAGCAAGCUCCAGUCUCCAGACUGGGCCGGCUCACCCACAAGGCCCUGGCCUCUAGUGUGUCCUCACUGUGAUAUGCAAAUCACUUGAGCUUGUCAGCCCAGGGAUCUUCAUUCUGAAGUAAAUGAGCUCUUCAGAGGCAAGUGGGCCUCAAAAGCCAAAAACUGACCAGAAGAUGGUGCUCAAACCUUUAAGACUUGCCUCCAUGGGAAGCCCUUGCUGCUCUGCCAAGCCUAUCUCUGUCUCCUUAAGGUUUUCAGUCCUGUGAGCUAUCAGACCUGGAGAGCUCUCGAUCUGCAAGUGGCAAAAUGGCACUGAAUCUCCUGUUGACACCAGAUAAAACUCACUGAAAGAGAGUGGAGUGGCCAUGUUUAUAGUGCUGUGAGGCCAAGCCCAGUGGAUGGGAAUGCAGCUCCUCCCGAGCCACGGGCCACGGCUGGGAACUGCAUGUCAUCAAAACAUCUUCCAGCCAAAACACAAAUAAAAAUGAAUCGCUGAGGGCCUGUAGGAGAAAGUGAUUUUUCUUUUUAAAUAGUCUUCUGAAUAAAGAAAGCUGUUCGUAUUAAA